Molecule: messenger RNA, 3120 nt
Organism: Nicotiana tabacum (common tobacco)
Lineage: Eukaryota; Viridiplantae; Streptophyta; Magnoliopsida; Solanales; Solanaceae
Source: RefSeq, a predicted model, not a curated record
UCUCUCUCAUUGCGUUCUUAAUAAAUUCACAGCUUCUCUUUCCCUAUUCUCUCUCUCUUCGUUUCCAAUCGAUUUUUCCUAUUUUCGCUUUUCGUUUUUUUGUCUUUAUAAUUUUCACAUAACUUAUAUGAUAACAAUUUACAUGUUAGGGUUUUGAUUCCCACACUUUUGGCGGAUUAAGGAACCACGAUUCAAAGGUUUGUGAUAUGUAUAGAACGAUUGAUUUGGUAGUGUUGAAAAGGCAGUGCAAUUUUAUGAAUUUGAUGAGAUUUGUUAUGGAAUUAGGUUUAGGGUUGGUUUUAGGGUCAGGUUUGUGGGGGACAAUGGUUUGAUGUUAUGCAUUAGGUUGUUUUUUGCCAUAUUGGAACAUUUUGUGUGGUGAAAUGUGUUUUUAGGGUGUUAGAGUUGGGAUAAAGUGGGUUUUGAAGAUGGAGGAUAUUCAGCAGCAAAUGCAGCAGAAGUCAGAAAGCACAGGGGAUGAUGUGCGCUCCGAGUUUGAGAGGGGAUUGGAGGAGUUGAUGUGUGGACACUUGGACGAGUGUAUGUCUUAUGCUUCGUGUAGUUCGGUGCGUAAUACUGAGGAUGAGGAUGAAGAGUCUGAUCAGCUUGUAAGGAGGAGGAGGAGGUCCGACCUUGAAGGCGAUGACCUGGCAGAGUCUUCUGCUGCUAGGAGGCGCCACUCGAGGAUUUUGAGCAGAUGGGCAGCAAGACAGGCUCAAGAGAUGAUUACUACCAUUGAGAGGAGGAAUCGUGAGUCUGAGUUGAUGGCACUUGCUGGUUUGCACACUGUUUCGAUGCUUGAUUCGUCUUUCUUGAGGGAAUCACAAUCUCCGACCUCAAGGCGUCAGGGUGAUUCUGAGAGAGUAAGCACGAGGGCUUCUACUAUUUUGCAGAUGUGGCGGGAAUUGGAGGAUGAACAUGUGUUGAAUCGUGCCCGUGAGAGGGUGCGGGAAAGGUUGACACAACGAAGGAGCAUGGAUUCUAAUACCAAUGUUUCUACUGCGAAUAUGUCAGAAAGCCGGGAAAGUGAUAACCAAGGUAGUUUGGUGGAUGCUAGUGAGAGUGAGAAUGAGUAUGGUACUUGGUCUCAUGACCCGAUUGGACCGCAGAAUGAUCAUAGGGACCGUGAUAACUCCAGCCGUGAACAGUCUCCUGAUCUAGGUGAAGUUGAGAGGGAGAGGGUGAGGCAAAUUGUUCGUGGAUGGAUGGAGAGUGGGAUCAGUGACCAUUCAUCUAAUGUCUCUCAGAGAAACGGUGGUCCAAGAGGGGAAUGGCUGGGUGAGACAGAGCGUGAAAGGGUGAGAAUUGUGCGGGAAUGGGUUCAAAUGACUAGUCAACAAAGAGGAGCUCGUGGUGGCCAAAGGGAAGAACAGUCUACUGGGCUUAGUUCUCAAGUAGAUCGUGUUCGUGAAGGGUCUGUUGUUGACCAUGAGGAUGCCCAACCAGAGCACAUUCGUAGGGAUAUGUUGAGGCUGCGUGGGAGGCAGGCUCUCCUUGAUUUGCUUGUGAGGAUUGAAAGGGAAAGGCAGAGGGAACUUCAGGGUUUACUAGAGCAUCGUGCGGUGUCUGAUUUUGCCCAUCGCAAUCGGAUUCAGUCGCUACUCAGAGGAAGAUUCUUGCAUGAAAGGCCUCCUGUGGAAGAGAGACCACCUUCGAUAGCAGCAAGUGAACUAGUUCAGCUAAGGCAACGUAACACUGUCUCUGGGCUGAGGGAAGGAUUUCGCUCCAGAUUAGGAAACAUUGUACGUGGUCAAGAAGUCCAGAAUGAAAGUGGUGAACAAGUGCAAUCUGGGGAGCUGGAGAGCAACGUUCAUCAGUUGCCUGAUCGCAGUGAGAAUUCUGGUCAGAGUACGAGACAACAACUGUCUCCUCACCAAGGAAGGGAUCGAGUGGAAGCUGUUGUUGAAGCUGAGGAAGGAACACAGGGUAAUUUAGCAUCUAAUGAUUCUAAUGGAUGGACUCAUGAGACUACAGAAAAUGUAAGCUGGAAUUGGCAAGAAAAUCCAUCAACUGCUAGGUCCCUUGAAACAGCAGCAUUUGUCGGGAGUGUAGAACAUCGUUUUCCAGAAAACCAGGAGGUUUGGCGUGAGGAUGCCUCACGAGAAGCUGCAGAGACUUGGUCGGAAGGACCUUCCGAUCCUCCUAGAAUGAGGCGUCCUGUCCCAUUAAGGAGAAUUAGUAGAUUCCAUCCACCUGAUGACGAUAAUGUGUAUAGCAUGGAACUCAGAGAGCUUCUUAGCAGGAGGAGUGUUUCCAACCUUCUUCGCAGUGGCUUCCGUGAGAGUUUAGACCAAUUAAUUCAGUCAUAUGUGGAAAGGCGAGGCCGCUCUCCUAUUGAUUGGGAUCUGCAUCGGAACUUGCCCAUUCCUGCUUCAUCGGAAAGGGGUCAGGACCAGCAGAAUGAUGAGCAAAAUGAUGAUCAGCAGGAUGGAGUUGGCAGGCCUUCACUUGUGCUACCCUCUCCUCCUGUGCCACCAACACAGCCACUUUGGCAUCAGGAUUUGCAUCACCCCAGUUGGCCACGUCACACUGUGCAUCGUUCUGAACUUGAGUGGGAAAUGAUAAAUGAACUUAGAGCAGACAUGGCAAGACUGCAGCAAGGCAUGAACCACAUGCAAAGAAUGUUAGAAUCUUGCAUGGAUAUGCAACUGGAGCUUCAACGCUCUGUCAGGCAGGAAGUUUCAGCUGCUUUGAAUCGAUCAGCUGGUGAACAAGGGGUUGCGGAGACUUCAAUUGAUGGUUCUAAGUGGGGCCACGUGAAAAAGGGUACUUGCUGUGUUUGUUGUGAUAGUCACAUCGAUUCCCUGUUGUACAGAUGUGGGCACAUGUGCACUUGUUCAAAAUGUGCAAAUGAAUUGGUGAGAAGUGGAGGGAAGUGUCCGUUGUGCCGUGCACCCAUCGUCGAGGUGAUCCGAGCCUACUCGAUACUGUAAAAAACGAAGCGAUAGGAGGGUAAAGACAGAAGUUGGUAAGGUGUAAGAGGAGUUGUAUGCUCCCUCUACCAAGCUUCUCAGAUUCUUAUCUGUAGAGUGUUUAUUACUUUUGCCUAUGUUCUUCUGAUUAUAUAUAUGAAAUGCUAUGCAAUGUGUAAUUGGAAAAACGGAAGGCACUUUUUUUGCA